AUGGCCGCAAUGCUCCCCGCCGGUGGCAGCGGACGCGACGGAAACCACCCCUACAGCUACGACGAGCCCAUUGAAGACGACCUGAUAGAUCCAGAUGAUGCCACCCUCGACGACCUCGAAGACCCCGCCUCCACCCACGACCGCGCACCCCUCACCGGCAACAUCUCCAACCAACAAGCCAACCAAAACCACCGCGCCGCAAACAACGCGACGGGAUACCUCAACAACUCAAUCCCCGGUGAGGAUCGGCGAGCGCCAAUCGACACGAUUGAUGAGUCGGUAUGGGAUACAUUGAGACGAGACUUGCUAGCGGUAUGGGAGAAGAUGCGACAAGUGCUGUGGCCGAAGUAUCUCCUCGGCGGGAUGAUGGCGCGAGGAGGUGGAAUGGGAGGCGAGGGUGAGAAUACUGGAGGUGCGGAGGGUGUGAUGGGGUAUGUGAGGGGGAUUGUGGGCAGGUGGCCUGAUGCGGAUCAGUUGUUGGAGGGAGGGAUGAGUGAUGGGCUGAGGGAUUGGGAUCUUUGGGGACCGUUACUCUUCUGCUUACUGCUCUCCUUCCUGCUGAGCUUGAACGCCCGAGACGAUCAACGCUCGCUGGUCUUCAGCGGUGUCUUCGCGACUGUAUGGAUUGGCGAGGCGGUCGUGACGCUGCAGAUCAAGCUGUUGGGUGGUAAUAUCUCCUUCUUCCAGUCCGUCUGCAUCAUCGGCUACACACUCUUCCCAAUGGUCAUCGCAGCACUUCUGAGCGCACUACGAGUACCUACAAUCGUGCGGAUACCAGUCUACAGCGUGCUUGGACUCUGGUCGUUGGCGGCGGGAAUCAGCAUUCUUGGAGGGAGCGGGGUGGUGAAGAACAGGGUGUCGUUGGCUGUUUAUCCGCUGUUCGUGUUCUACAUUGGACUGGACUGCUUAUGCUUCAUUUCGUAG
Molecule: messenger RNA, 924 nt
Organism: Fulvia fulva
Lineage: Eukaryota; Fungi; Ascomycota; Dothideomycetes; Mycosphaerellales; Mycosphaerellaceae
Exons: 4
Coding region: 1-924 (307 amino acids)
Biological process (GO): endoplasmic reticulum to Golgi vesicle-mediated transport
Cellular component (GO): trans-Golgi network; membrane
Source: RefSeq, a predicted model, not a curated record